CACAAACCCAAAUUUCCCUGAGCACAAAACUUCAGGCCGUGGUUUUUUCUGUUUUCUUCUCUCGCUCGCUCAUCUCGCCGCUUUGAUCUCUUCGUUAGAUCCAAGAUGAGGUUCAAUAUCACCAAUCCCACCACUGGGGUGCCAGAAAAAGCUCGAGAUUGACGACGACCAGAAGCUCUCAAUAAAACAAAAACAAAACAUUUCCCUCAAUUGGAAACCUAGGUUCUGAGUUCUGAGUAGCAGCCAUCUCCUCCUCCUCCUUCCCUCUCUCUCUAUCUCUCUCGCGAAAAGAGGAAGGAGAUGAAGGCGGUGACCGGUACAGUGACCUCGUCGAAACCGAUCUCUCUAUCUAAAGCGUCGACGGCCCUCUCCCGCUUUGCCGCCGGUGACAACGGAGCUCGCCGUGAGAUCUCCGCCUACUUGAAGCGCGUGUCCAACGCUUUCCAAGAUCUCGUUCAAGUGCACCGAGAGCUGAGGUUCAUAAGGAAGGGAGCAGGCGUCGAGAUCAAGCGAGAGGUCGAAGAUGAAGACGAAUCGAGUAGGAGGAGGAGGAGGAAGGAGGAACAUCAGGAUCCAAACCCUAGGGUGAGUUUGCAAGCUAAUGCUAAGGUCAAAGUAGAAGUUGUUGACGAGGUGGUUGAGGAUGAGGCGGAGGAGAGGAGAAAGAAGAAGAAUAAAGAAAAGAGGAGGGAAAAAGAAGUGGUGGAGAAUGGAGAAGGGAAGAAGAGGAAGCAUUCGAGUGUUGAAGAAGCAAAGGGGUCAACGGAGGAUGUAAGCGAGAGGCGAGAAAAGAAGAAAAAGAGGAGGAAAACUGCUAAUGAGGAGUAGGAACUUAUAGUGAUAAAAGUUUUUUUGUGCUCACUGGUUAUCGAUUUGUGGAGAAGUUUUGGAAGUUUUCUUCUCAAUUUUGACUCUCGGGGAAGGAGUUUGUGAUUUAAUUCAACAUGUAUUUUAGCAAUUGAUAGAUAGUUGCAUGCCUAUCUAAACGUGACAUGUUUUGUUUUGAAAUAUAUGUUAAAUUAUCAGAAAGAUUAUUUUUGUGGCUCAUUUGAUUCA
Messenger RNA from Asparagus officinalis (garden asparagus), 1056 nucleotides. Its product is annotated as vicilin-like seed storage protein At2g18540. The transcript is spliced from 3 exons. Bases 301 to 828 code for a protein of 175 amino acids. The record is from RefSeq and is a predicted model, not a curated record. Lineage: Eukaryota; Viridiplantae; Streptophyta; Magnoliopsida; Asparagales; Asparagaceae.